AAUCUUUAUGACCCUGGCCAAUGCACUACCAGAACUCAAAUCUUACUACUUGCCUUUCUAUGUCAAUCCCAUCUUUAAAACUGACCUACCAAAAAAAAAGAAAAAGAAGAAAUUCACCAAAUCAAAAGAGAGGAAGUGCUAAGCAAAUACAGGAACCAAAAAAGGGUUGUAGAGGGUGCUUUACACUGUCUCAUUCAGUUCCUUUGCGGUCCUCCUCUUCAGCACAUGCCAAAGGAGUUCCUCACAACAUGUGAGACAAGGGCAUCUUGGAUGUGGGACAAUGGAAGAGUUGGAUGCCUUAUUGGAGGAACUGGAGCGCUCCACCCUCCAGGACAGUGAUGAAUAUUCCAGCCCAGCUCCUCUUCCCUUGGAUCAGCUUUCCAGAAAGGAGAAUAGCCUUAAAGAGUCUUCAAAUAUUCUUUCUGUUCAGGAUAAUAAAAGUCCUUUGCCGGCGCAGCCUGUGUAUACUACUGACAUCAAGGAGCUCAAUGUCUACAGUGAGGUCCAAGAGCCAAAGGAAUUACCACCACCUUCUAAAACGUCAGCAGCCGCUCAGUUGGAUGAGCUCAUGGCCCACCUGAGUGAAAUGCAGGACAAGGUUGCAGUGAAAGCAGAUGCUGGCAAGAAGCACUUACCAGACAAGCAGGAUCGCAAGGCCUCCCUGGACUCAAUGCUUGGGGGCUUGGAACAGGAAUUACAGGACCUCGGGAUUGCCACAGUGCCCAAGGGCCACUGUGCUUCCUGCCAGAAACCAAUUGCCGGGAAGGUGAUCCAUGCUCUAGGGCAAUCGUGGCAUCCAGAGCACUUCAUCUGUACUCACUGCAAAGAAGAGAUUGGCACUAGUCCCUUCUUUGAGCGGAGUGGCUUGGCCUACUGCCCCAAGGACUACCACCAGCUCUUCUCCCCACGCUGCGCGUACUGUGCUGCUCCCAUCCUGGAUAAAGUGCUGACGGCAAUGAACCAGACUUGGCACCCAGAGCACUUCUUCUGCUCUCACUGUGGAGAGGUGUUUGGCACAGAAGGCUUUCAUGAGAAGGACAAGAAGCCUUAUUGCCGCAAGGAUUUCUUAGCCAUGUUCUCACCCAAGUGUGGUGGCUGCAACCGCCCAGUGUUGGAAAACUACCUUUCAGCCAUGGACACUGUCUGGCACCCAGAAUGCUUUGUGUGUGGGGACUGCUUCAGCAGUUUUUCUACUGGCUCCUUCUUUGAACUGGAUGGACGUCCUUUCUGUGAGCUCCAUUACCAUCGCCGCCGAGGAACCCUCUGCCACGGGUGUGGGCAGCCCAUCACCGGCCGCUGCAUCAGUGCCAUGGGGCACAAGUUCCAUCCUGAGCACUUCGUGUGUGCUUUCUGCCUGACACAGUUGUCGAAGGGCAUCUUCAGGGAGCAGAAUGACAAGACCUAUUGUCAACCCUGCUUCAAUAAGCUCUUCCUGCAGUAAUCUCAGCUGAUCCGCAGCCUCUUCUGACUGCCCUAUAAAAUUUAAACCAAGUGAGAAAAGAGUAAAUUUGCUGUUACUGACCUUCUGCUUAAUAGGCAUAUAGAGAAAGUAAAGGUGAUGAACAAAUAAGGGAACUCCUAGACU
Lemur catta (Ring-tailed lemur) is the source of this 1585-nucleotide messenger RNA. It is a transcript of the gene LPXN, whose product is annotated as leupaxin. Gene Ontology annotation, biological process: endothelial cell migration; negative regulation of B cell receptor signaling pathway; substrate adhesion-dependent cell spreading. Lineage: Eukaryota; Metazoa; Chordata; Mammalia; Primates; Lemuridae. The record is from RefSeq and is a predicted model, not a curated record. Bases 281 to 1441 code for a protein of 386 amino acids. The transcript has 9 exons.